Messenger RNA from Engraulis encrasicolus (European anchovy), 1565 nucleotides. Its product is annotated as proteasomal ubiquitin receptor ADRM1-like. NCBI's taxonomy places the organism in Eukaryota, Metazoa, Chordata, Actinopteri, Clupeiformes, Engraulidae. Gene Ontology annotation, cellular component: proteasome regulatory particle, lid subcomplex; cytoplasm; nucleus. The coding region runs from base 71 to 1357 and encodes 428 amino acids. Gene Ontology annotation, molecular function: proteasome binding; endopeptidase activator activity. The transcript is spliced from 10 exons. The record is from RefSeq and is a predicted model, not a curated record.
GGACUAUCUGGUUACUGUGUGUACCAGCGCAUCGUCUGGAAGUGAAUUGCAGCCAGCCCAGCCCAAGAAGAUGUCGUCAGGAGCGUUGUUCCCGAGCUUGGUGUCCGGCUCCCGCGGCUCCUCCAGUAAAUACCUGGUGGAGUUCCGGGCCGGGAAGAUGACCUUGAAGGGAAGCACAGUGACUCCGGACAAGCGGAAGGGUCAGGUCUACGUCCAGCAGACAGACGACUCCCUGAUUCAUUUCUGCUGGAAGGACCGCACAACUGGGAACGUGGAUGAUGACCUCAUCAUUUUCCCUGAUGACUGCGAGUUCAAGAGGGUUCCUCAGUGCACCACAGGCCGUGUGUACGUGCUCAAGUUCAAGGCUGGCACCAAGAGGCUGUUCUUCUGGAUGCAGGAGCCUAAGACGGAUAAGGAUGAGGAGCACUGCAGGAAGGUGAAUGAGUACCUGAAUAACCCCCCCAUGCCCGGCACACUGGGCAGCGGAAGCAGCAGCAGCCACGAACUGUCCGCCCUGGGAGGAGAAGGGGGAUUGCAGAGCCUUCUGGGUAAUAUGAGUCACAACCAGCUGAUGCAACUGAUUGGUCCUACUGGAUUGGGGGGUCUCGGUGGUCUGGGGGCGUUGGCGGGUCCAGGCAUGGCCAGUCUGCUGGGCAGUGGUGCUGCAGCCACGAGCAGUUCCUCCUCAAGCUCCCGGAGCCAGUCCACGGCGGUGACCCCCUCCUCCACCUCCGCUGCCACCCGGCUGGGGGGCUCGUCCCAGGUGCCCACCACCCCCACCACCACCACUGCCACCACCUCCUCCUCCCCCGCCGCCACCACCACCACCCCCUCGGGUGGCACCGUGACCAGCGCCGGUGGUGGCACCACUAGCAGCACUACAGGGGGGGCAUCCAGCCCCACCCCCACCCCCACACAGCCCAUCCAACUCAGCGACCUCCAGAGCAUCCUGGCCACCAUGAACGUCCCUGCCAGUGGACAAGGAGUGGAUCUAGCCAGUGUGUUGACCCCGGAGGUGAUGGCUCCUAUCCUGGCCAAUGCAGAGGUGCAGGAGAGACUGCUGCCAUUCCUGCCAUCAGGGGAGGCCCUACCACAGAGCACAGAUGAACUGCACAACACCCUCACCUCUCCACAGUUCCAGCAGGCCAUGAGUAUGUUCAGCAGUGCCCUGGCGUCGGGACAGCUGGGUCCUCUGAUGAACCAGUUCGGUCUUCCCUCAGAAGCAGUCGACGCCGCCACCAAAGGAGACGUAGAGGCGUUCGCCAAAGCUAUGGAAGGCGACGGGAGCAAGUCAGACCAGGAGGAAGAGCCCAAGGAGGACAAGAAGGACGAUGACGAGGACAUGAGCUUAGAUUAAAAGGACAAUGACAAGGACACACGUUUAGAUUGAAGCCUUCUGUCUUCUCCUUACCUCUCCCUCUACUGGCUCCUCUAAUUUAUUGUCCCUUAUUUAUUCCCUUUCCCUGAGGAAUGAGACUGGAAUCAAUGCAAAAUGGUAACGUUCACUUGUGAAGUCCAAAGAUGUGUACCGAUGUUAUUUAAAUACAAUUCAUCAUAUAAUCUUU